GAGGAGAGGCGGCGGGCGGGAGACCGGGGGAGGCGGCUUCUUUCUUUCUUCCCCUCCCUCUCGAGAGUGUGAAGGUCAGGCCUCACGCGCGCGCCAUUCCCCGGGACUCUUCGCUCCGCUCCAGAGACGAGCGGAAACUCGUCACCGGGGCCUCAGCUCAGGCUCGGUCUCGGGGGCGAAAAAAAAACCCCAGUCCCAAAAUGGCGCCCCUGGACCUGGAGAAGUACGUGGAGAUCGCCCGACAGUGCAAGUACCUCCCGGAGAACGACCUGAAGCGAUUAUGUGACUACGUGUGUGACUUGCUGUUGGAAGAGUCCAAUGUGCAGCCAGUUUCUACGCCAGUUACAGUUUGUGGGGACAUACAUGGACAGUUUUAUGACUUGGGUGAGCUGUUCAGAACUGGGGGUCAAGUUCCUGACACAAACUACAUAUUUAUGGGUGAUUUUGUUGACCGAGGAUAUUACAGCCUUGAAACUUUCACCUACCUUCUCGCGUUAAAGGCAAAAUGGCCUGACCGUAUCACACUCCUUCGAGGAAAUCAUGAAAGCAGACAGAUCACACAGGUCUACGGGUUCUACGAUGAAUGUCAAACAAAAUAUGGAAAUGCUAAUGCUUGGCGAUACUGUACCAAAGUCUUUGACAUGCUAACAGUAGCAGCUUUGAUAGACGAGCAGAUCCUGUGUGUGCACGGGGGGCUUUCUCCUGACAUCAAGACUCUCGAUCAAAUCCGAACCAUCGAGCGUAACCAGGAGAUCCCACACAAAGGAGCGUUCUGUGACCUGGUUUGGUCCGAUCCUGAGGACGUAGACACCUGGGCCAUCAGUCCUCGUGGAGCAGGCUGGCUCUUUGGGGCCAAAGUUACCAAUGAGUUUGUUCACAUCAACAACUUGAAACUGAUCUGUCGAGCACAUCAACUAGUACAUGAAGGAUAUAAAUUCAUGUUCGAUGAGAAGUUGGUGACUGUCUGGUCUGCUCCAAACUACUGUUACCGCUGUGGAAAUAUCGCCUCAAUCAUGGUCUUCAACAAUGUAAAUUCAAGGGAGCCAAAGUUGUUUCGUGCAGUUCCAGAUUCAGAGCGUGUAAUUCCACCUAGAACGACAACACCCUACUUCCUUUAAAAUAUUCCCCCAUCCCAUCCCAACCCCUCAUCCCGAAUAAACUUUUCUUAAAAUACAGUGCACACAAUGGCCUGUAACUAGGCAAUGUUCAAGAUGUAGAAUUUCAACUAUUCUAUCAAAUAUUUUAAAUGGCUAAAUUGAAUAAAGUGGUCUAAAGGGGCUGCCUUUUUUUUCCUUUGUUUUCCAUGCUAGCAAGAUAUUGCGAAGCUGAUUUAUGUGCUCUGAUAACUAAAAGUUUGUACAUUAAAAUAAUUGUAUUGAUCAUUUUUCAAAUUUCAUUGUAUUUUAAUAUAGUAAUAUGGUGAAUACAAUCCGCAUAGGUUAAGAUAUUGGAAAUAAACUGCUUUAUUAUUAACUUGAA
Molecule: messenger RNA, 1479 nt
Organism: Callorhinchus milii (elephant shark)
Lineage: Eukaryota; Metazoa; Chordata; Chondrichthyes; Chimaeriformes; Callorhinchidae
Gene: ppp6c
Product: protein phosphatase 6, catalytic subunit
Exons: 7
Coding region: 201-1118 (305 amino acids)
Biological process (GO): G1/S transition of mitotic cell cycle; peptidyl-serine dephosphorylation
Cellular component (GO): cytoplasm
Molecular function (GO): protein serine/threonine phosphatase activity
Source: RefSeq, a predicted model, not a curated record